UCGGGCGCGCAGCCGUCGGGGCGCUCCAGGGAGAGGCGCCGGGCCCCGAAGCAGCGCCGCCCCGGCACCGCGCCAUGGCCUCCCCGGGCGCCGCCGCCGCCGCCCCGCCGCGCCCCCUGUCCCCCGAGGCGGCCCCGGCGCCGGGCGCCCCGGCCGGCCCGCCUUGCCACGGCGUCUCGUUCCAGCUGCAGAUCGGCCUGACGCGCGAGUUCGUCCUGCUGCCCGCCGCCUCCGACCUGGCGCACGUCAAGCAACUGGCCUGCUCCAUCGUGGACCAGAAGUUUCCAGAGUGUGGCUUCUACGGCCUCUACGACAAGAUCUUGCUCUUCAGACACGACCCGUCGUCUGCCAACAUCCUGCAGUUGGUGCGAGCUGCCAGCGACAUCCAAGAGGGGGACCUUGUGGAAGUGGUGCUCUCGGCCUCUGCCACUUUUGAGGACUUCCAGAUCCGCCCUCACGCCCUCAACGUGCAUUCAUACCGGGCCCCGGCCUUCUGCGAUCAUUGCGGGGAGAUGCUGUUCGGCUUGGUUCGCCAGGGCCUGAAGUGUGAUGGGUGCGGCCUGAACUACCACAAGCGCUGUGCCUUCAACAUCCCCAACAACUGCAGUGGCGCUCGCAAGAGGCGCCUGUCUUCCACCUCGCUGGUCAACUCCCAGUCCCUGCGCCUCACUACCACGGACUCACUGUCUUGUGCCUCUGAUGACCUGAACCGGAGCACAACCGAGCUCAUCCCUCGCCGGCUGACUUCUUGCACGUACACCGGUCGCCCCAUUGAGUUAGACAAGCUCUUCUUGACGAAGGUCAAAGUACCCCACACCUUCCUGAUCCACUCGUACACUCGCCCCACCGUCUGUCAGUACUGCAAGAAACUACUCAAGGGUCUUUUCCGCCAAGGACUCCAAUGCAAAGAUUGCAAAUUCAACUGCCACAAGCGUUGCGCCACUCGGGUGCCUAACGAUUGCCUUGGGGAGACACUGUUUAACGGCAGCGAUGUGUCAAUGGAAGAUGUCAGCGAUCUCAGCGAGGCCGAGAAGAACUCCCUCAUGGACGAAUCGGAUGACUCUGGGAUCGUUCCUGGAUCUCACUCGGAGAAUGAGUUCCGGGUCGAUGAAGACCCCGACGACAUCAGCAAAUCACAAAGUUCCGUGGGGUACAUCCCCUUGAUGCGAGUGGUACAGUCGGUCCGGCAGACAACCCGCAAAUCGAGCACGGCUCUGAAGGAGGGCUGGGUGGUUCAUUUCAGCAACAAGGACACCCUGCGGAAACGCCAUUACUGGAGACUGGAUAGCAAAUGCCUCACCCUCUUUCAGAACAACACCAGCAGCCGCUACUACAAGGAGAUCCCCUUGUCAGAGAUCUUGGCGGUGGAGCCAGCCCAGGACUUCUCCCUGGUGCCAGCAGGAGCAAACCCUCACUGCUUUGAAAUCAUAACGGCCAAAGCCACUUACUACGUCGGAGAAAACGGCGGCCCCAGCAACGGCAGCAGCCACCAGCAUGGCGGAGACAGCCAGGAACAUGCGAAGGCUUGGGAAAACGCCAUCCGCCAGGCCCUCAUGCCUGUUAUCCUCCAGGGUGCUCCCAGUGCCCAAGGGCAGGCACCCCACAGGCAAGCAUCGCUGCGAAUCUCAGUUUCCAACAGUCAGAUCCAGGAGAACGUGGAUAUUGCCACUGUAUACCAGAUCUUCCCCGAUGAGGUCUUGGGCUCUGGGCAGUUUGGCGUUGUUUAUGGAGGGAAACACCGAAAGACGGGACGGGACGUGGCGGUGAAAGUGAUCGACAAGCUCCGUUUCCCUACCAAACAGGAAAGCCAACUGCGCAACGAAGUGGCCAUCUUGCAGAGUUUGAGACAUGCCGGGAUUGUGAACCUCGAAUGCAUGUUUGAGACGCCGGAGAAAGUAUUUGUCGUGAUGGAGAAGCUCCACGGGGACAUGCUGGAAAUGAUCCUGUCUUCGGAGAAGGGGCGGCUCCCGGAAAGGCUCACCAAAUUUCUUAUCACACAGAUCCUAGUGGCGCUCCGGCACCUGCAUUUCAAGAACAUCGUACACUGCGACCUCAAGCCAGAAAAUGUCCUCUUGGCCUCAGCCGAGCCGUUUCCCCAGGUGAAGCUGUGUGACUUCGGCUUUGCCCGCAUCAUUGGCGAGAAGUCAUUCCGGCGUUCUGUAGUGGGCACCCCAGCCUACCUGGCACCGGAAGUUCUGCUCAACCAGGGCUACAACCGCUCUCUGGACAUGUGGUCGGUGGGCGUCAUCAUGUACGUCAGUUUGAGUGGCACUUUCCCUUUCAAUGAAGAUGAAGAUAUCAGUGACCAGAUCCAGAACGCUGCCUUCAUGUACCCACCGAACCCCUGGCGCCAGAUCUCAGUCGGAGCCAUUGACCUGAUCAACAACCUCCUGCAGGUGAAGAUGAGGAAACGCUACAGUGUGGAUAAAUCUCUCAGCCACUCUUGGCUACAGGACUACCAAACAUGGCUGGACCUCCGUGAAUUAGAGAGCAGAAUGGCCGAGCGCUACAUCACCCAUGAGAGCGACGAUGCCCGAUGGGAACAGUUUGCCACGGAGCACGGCCUGCCAUACCCCGACCAUCUGCGUGUUCGCCGGUUGGACGAAGAAGAGGAGGAAGAACAGCAGCAGGAGGUUGAGAUGAAGGGCUUAGCAGAGCGGGUCAGUGUGCUGUGAAGAGCCGCCGGAUGCUCAAACGAAGGACUCGCAGGGGGACGGACUGUUGUCCAGCUGGAAUGUCAGCCAUCCUCACAGAUCUUGUUCUUUCCAAAGAGGGGAGCGCCCCUCACUUUGCAGGCAGUGGGCCGGCGGGGAAGACUUCUGGCCAAGCACCUUUCCACCAGUCCAUUUCUCCAGUAAUGAACCUGUUCCUCAAGGAAAACGGCAGCAAGAAAUUCUCCUUUGGGAAGGACAUCACCUCGUGGUCAGAGAUUUGGAGAACCACAGAGCCCUUUGGUGUGUUUGGGGACUGGUUGAUGGAGAUAAGCCAGGGGCACUUUGGGAGGAAAGGGACUGGCUGGCCUCAGCCCAGCCGGAAGGCCGAGGGGUCUCCUUUUGCGUUGGGCUCCCUCAAAGGGGGAUCUUUAAGGAGGGAGGUUGCAGGGUCUGUUGUCCACCAGCUUUGCAGAGAAGGACAAGAGGGUUUGCAUCACUUUAGGCCAAGGAGGUUGAUGUAAAGACCGGGUGGGUGGUGGACCGAGUAUUCUCUGUUUCCUGGUGUCACAGGAACUCCCAAAAGAGCUAGAAUCAAGAAAGCCUCAUAUUUUUAACCCUUGUCCGCACCACAGAUUGGGGGCUACCAACGUCCCACCAGACCCUCCUCAAAUUCAAAGGAACACACACAAGGUGCUUAUUCAGAAUAGGUGAACUGGACCCUUGAAACGUUUAAACUCGAGUCUCUCCCCCACUCUACCCACACUUCUAAUUUUGCAGUCGUGCCUUUGAUACAAACCAGGAUUCUCUUUUUGCCGCACACUCGUCCACAGCCCCUCUCCAGUGUGUGCCUCGUCUCCUUCCAAAAUAUCCGUUGAAAAAGUUCCUUUCUGGAGCAGCCCAGGACUCGAGAAGCCAAUUCUUUGGGCUCGAAACAAAGCCCUCUUUUUUUUUUCCCCUUCCAGGAGCAGGGGGAGUGUUGAGUUGCGGGAUUUGGGGCAGGCAGCUUGGCCUGUAAAAACUAUUGAUCUGCAGCAGCCAGGGUCUUUUAACGGAGAGGGAGAGGGGGAACAGGAAAAGGUUGGGGAGGGGGAGAAUGCAUUUGGCUGCUGGAAACGCUUGCUGUCUGCCCUUCCGAACCCACAGCGGUCUGGACGAGACUCAAGGGAAUCUUGGAGUGGUGUUUGAAAGUCCGAUCAGGUUUAACGGUUUGGAGGGGGAAACCAUUUGAGGAACAUUGAGCAUCUGUUUUCAAAGUUUCAACCGUCGGAGGACCCUUUCCAUGCUGACUUGUCCGCCAAAAGACUCCUGCGGCGUUGCCACCCAAGCCAGGGCUUGAUGGAGGGUUCUGGGGCUGGUCCUAAGUGCAUAGGAUGCUGUCAGUGUGUGCAGCUGGAUACCUCUGGUCUGUGAAAUGUCAGGGUGUGUCCUCUCACGUUGUAGGCAAGUUCCUUCUUUUCCGAUAUUAUGGGGCAGGAACCGUGCACGUUUCUGCUCCCACCCUGUGCUGCCUGUUUUACCCAGAGCUCGUGGACAGACCCUGUCCUUUGCCUCCCCCUUCCCUCAUCCCAUGUCUCUUAUGAGGACGAGCCCCGUGCCGCAGGCUUGGUUCAUCCAGAUUCUUGUACAGUUGGAAACUGCAGUUGGUUCAUGAGAUGGUUGCUGUUGGCUGGACCUGGAAGGAUUUGUGACCUGGCAGCUGUAACGGCUGAGAGAUUUCUCUCCCCCUCCCCCCCAUUGGUCAGACAGCUGCAGCCAGGGUGUUGCAUGGGGCCAGAAAUGUCUGUCUCUUUUUUUAAAAAAAAAAUUAGAAAUCUCAUGUUGUAAA
Messenger RNA from Eublepharis macularius, 4479 nucleotides. RefSeq names its product protein kinase D2 (gene PRKD2). The transcript has 18 exons. The record is from RefSeq and is a predicted model, not a curated record. Gene Ontology annotation, biological process: protein phosphorylation. NCBI's taxonomy places the organism in Eukaryota, Metazoa, Chordata, Lepidosauria, Squamata, Eublepharidae. Bases 75 to 2675 code for a protein of 866 amino acids. Gene Ontology annotation, molecular function: protein serine/threonine kinase activity; ATP binding.